Molecule: messenger RNA, 327 nt
Organism: Aegilops tauschii subsp. strangulata
Lineage: Eukaryota; Viridiplantae; Streptophyta; Magnoliopsida; Poales; Poaceae
Source: RefSeq, a predicted model, not a curated record
AUGGAUAUCACCGACACCCUUCAGGAAGGAAUGGUGGCACCCGCAGGUGUCACCGCAUCGGAGCCGAAGACCGGCAAAGAUUUCUCCCGUACUCCAAUCCCCACCGCCCAACGGACCGGAGCCAAUCAGCCAAACCGCCGCCCACCACCAUGCGCCAUCGCGGUUGCGCCGCCACCCACGCCGCCUCACUGCGAACAUCCAUACGAGGCCAAGAGGACCGGAGAGAAGCGCCCCGCGGAGGGAGAAGCAGCACCGAAGCCGAACGGGAGGGAACCACCUCCACCGCCGUCGUGCGGGAGGCCAGAGCCUCCGGCACCGUCGCGGUAG